This is a messenger RNA of Myripristis murdjan (pinecone soldierfish), 3790 nucleotides long. It is a transcript of the gene kif20a, whose product is annotated as kinesin family member 20A. Bases 229 to 2976 code for a protein of 915 amino acids. The transcript has 19 exons. Gene Ontology annotation, biological process: microtubule-based movement; mitotic spindle assembly; spindle elongation. Gene Ontology annotation, molecular function: ATP binding; microtubule binding; plus-end-directed microtubule motor activity. The record is from RefSeq and is a predicted model, not a curated record. Gene Ontology annotation, cellular component: nucleus; spindle microtubule; mitotic spindle. NCBI's taxonomy places the organism in Eukaryota, Metazoa, Chordata, Actinopteri, Holocentriformes, Holocentridae.
AUCAACGUCGCCCGUCAGGUGAGGGUUGUUUAGUGAGUUCAGGUCGGACGGCAACAGACACACCAUGGGCUUUUAGGAGCAAAGUUACAGGUUUUGCCACAAUAUAAGCUUAUUAUCUGUGAUUUUAAGUGUCUAGCUAUCUGGUCUUUGAGGAGAUACAGAGUAAAUAUUUAGGUAAUUUGCUGUGGACUUCGCUGAGUCAUCGAAGAGCUCAACGUCGAGGUAAACAUGGCAUUGAUUUUGUCACCGGGUGGAUUUCCGUCAGACGAGGAGGAGAUAGCUGUGUUUGAGUCCACAGCAGCGGAGCUCACAGGCCUGACAAGACCGCGUAUGCCCGAGAUCUCCAUGAUCUCCCCGGGCCUAGAAACCCACACAUCCAGGACUGAACCGAAAGCAGCAGUGAAACCUGCUUUGCCAAGACAGGGAAGCAGUGAUGAGGGGAGCACUGAGAAAGUGAAGGUUUACCUGCGCAUCCGACCACUUACUGAGGGGGAAAAGGCCAUGGGAGAAGAGCAGGGGUGUGUGAAUAUCCAAAAUGAAGAGACCCUGAUGCUCAAAGCUCCAAAGGACUCGCAGAACAUGAGGACUGCAGAGAGGGGCAUCUCCCAGAGCAUGCACAAGUUCAGCUUUUCAAAGAUCUUUGGGCCCGAGACCACACAGCAGCAGUUUUAUGAGUGGACCAUGAAGAAGAUGGUGAAGGAUGUGCUUCAGGGAGAGAACAGACUCCUCUACACAUAUGGUGUCACCAACUCUGGAAAGACUUACACCAUUCAAGGUGUGGGUCGAGAGGCAGGCCUCCUGCCCAGGGCUUUGGUGUCUGUGUUCAGGAAACUGCAGGGCCAUCUGUACGGAGCCAUGGACAUGAAGCCAGUCAUGUAUCAGGAUGUAAGACAGCUGAACCCUGGAGAGGUCAGGGCCGAGGAAAUCCGCAGAGAUUCUCUGCUUAAAGAGGAUGAGACUUGUCGCCGAGGUGGCACUAGUACAGUCUGGGACAGUGGCAUUGCGGGACUCUCUGCUACAAGUAACAUUGCCACCCAGCUAGAAGACUCUGACAGUGUGUGCCUGGAGCCUGACAGCCUCUCACACAGCGGAGGGGACGAGCUGGAGGAGGGGGUGCAGUACUCUGUCUGGGUGUCCUUCUAUGAGAUCUACAAUGAGUUCCUAUACGAUCUGCUGGAGGCUCCGCCCUCUCUGCAGCCCCGGAAGAGGGCCACGCUGCGGCUCAGUGACGACAAGCAGGGCAACCCCUAUGUAAAGGACCUCACCUGGAUCCAGGUCCGAAGUGCAGAGGAAGCUUGGAGAAUUCUGCGGGCUGGACGCCGUAACCAGAGCUUUGCCAGCACUCAUCUCAACCAGAACUCCAGCCGCAGCCACAGCAUUUUCUCCAUCCGUGUGCUGCACAUUCGCCCAGAGGCAGAUCCGGGCCAGGCCCUGCGCAUCAGCGAACUGACUGUGUGUGAUCUGGCUGGCUCUGAACGCUGUAAAGACCAGCGCAAUGGGGAGAGGAUGAAGGAGGCCAACAACAUCAACACGUCCCUCCAUACCCUGGGACGCUGUAUUGCUGCUCUGAGGCACAACCAGAACAACAGGUCACGGCCCCCUCAGGUGGUGCCAUUCAGAGACAGCAAACUGACCCGGGUGCUGCAGGGUUUCUUCUGUGGUCGAGGAAGCUCCAGCAUGGUGGUCAACAUCAAUCCAUGUGCCUCCAUCUAUGAUGAGACCCUCCAAGCCCUCAAGUUCUCUGCUAUCGCUACUCAACUGGUCCAGGGCCCGUGUACAAAGACCAGAGUGGCGUACAUCCUGUCCCUCCUGCGAGAGCCAGCGCUGCGGUCUAAUGACAGCACUGUGAUGGAGGAAGGUGACAGUGUGGUAGAGGACAGUGAUGGAGAGGAUGGAGAUGCCACCAUGUUAGACACAGAGGCGUUACUGCAGGCCAUAGAUGUGUUGAAGAGAGAGGUGCAGCGCCAGCGGGAGGAGAGAGAGACUCUUGAGGCAAAUGUGAGAGAGGAGGUGGUCUCUGAGAUGAUGGAGGUCAUCUCUAGAAUGCAGAACGACUUCAGUGAAACCUUGGAGACAGAGAGAGCUCUAAUGGAAGAGAGGUGUGAAGACAAAAUAAAUAACCUGCAGAAAAACCUGAAAAAAUACUACAGCCAGGAACUGGAGGAGCGUGAUCAGGAGAUUGAAGCUCUGACUGCUGCCCUGGAGAAGAAGAAAGAGGCCGAACCAGCCUCCAUACUGGUGCCACAGGCAGACUGUGAGGGUCCUCGGCGGUCUCAGCGCCUCGCUGUGCAACCAGGGGAGCUCAGCAGAAUGCGUGCUGAGCUUGACCAGUGUCGUGCUGAGCUGCACGCCAAAACACAAGACUUGGCGAAGCUGAAGCUGCAGCUGACAAUCCCCGGUCCAACAGGCGCCCUCACCAACGCUGCCGACCGCAAGCUGGAGGAGGGGCAACGGAGACUCCGUCAGCUGCGUCACGACUUGCACAGGCUGGGGAGCAACCUGCAGUCCGGUGAGAGAGCCUGCUGUCGCAACACUGGAGGGGAGAGGCUGCGCCAGGCAUUAACGGCUGCAGAUGAGACCCUGGCCAAACAGGACCAGAUCCUGGUGGAGCUCCAGAAUGGCCUGAUGCUGGUCAAGGCUGACCUCAGGCGCAAGGCAGAGAGCCUAGAGAGGAUCCAGGCUGCCCGGCCUCAGCUGCCCCCCUCAGGCUUCUCCUCCUCCACUGCCACGCCCGCUUCCUGCAAGAAGAGGGGCCACGGCCCGGCAGCAGCACCUGUUAACACUGAAAACCAGCCCCCUGAGAAACGCCCCUUUUUCCAGUCUCUCUUCCACUCACGCACUCCGUCACGCAAAUGUAAAACUCACAGUCUUGAAGACACACACGUCACCCCGUACUCACGCAUCUUACGGUCACGCCAGCAGUCUCCCCCUCCCAGCCCCGUCCCCACCCCUCGUAGUCUCAGGGGCAAGUACUGAUUUCUUUACUGUUUGACAACAAGGGCAUGCUUCUUUUUGAUAUGGCGCAAAAGCAGAGCAUAAAUUGCUGCUGUCUUUAUACUACAUUAUAUUUUUUCCACUAUAUGAAAUCACAUUUUACACUGCUAUUACCUCACUGUAGUCUUACCAAAUAUUUUGUAUGAUGUCAGUGGUUAUGAGAGGCAAACUUGGGAGUGGAGGGUGUUGAGUGUGUGGAAAAGUUUGUGCAUCAGAAAUGAACACUAUCCUCUCUUCUGUGUCAACUACUUCAGUUGAUGUGCCCUGGAGCAAGGCAUUUAUCUCUGCUCAGUGGUCAAGUGACCGAAGUGCGUUCAUUCCUGCAACUGUUUUCUUAUGCCUUUGAUGUAAAAAGUCUCUUUUUCUAGUCAGACAUUUAUAAACUGUUCAUGUGUGAAAAAAUAUAACUAAUGGAUAUAUAUACACAUACACAAGUUGGCCCUGAAGACUAUCCGGUAGCCUGCCCACAGUAUGCAACUCUGAUGACAGACAGGUUUGGUCUGUCUUUGGUCUGUAGUUCUUGAGGAUUUUUUUGAUGUAUGAUUGGGACAGGUGUGUCAUUCUUUUGCACAAAUCGCCUUCUGUUGAAAGACACUUUUUAAAGGUGAUAUGGAAAUGCCUCCUUGGCCUGAGAGAAGUUAAAGACCAGGGAUGCGUAUCACAUUGAACCAUGAGUAUAGUGACGUAGCCCUGACAUGCUGGUGAUAUCCAAUUUUAUGCAAAAGUUGGAUGGCUUUACAAAAGGGGAAAAAAAAAUGUUCAAAUGAAUAAACACCACUCACAUGAUCACAAAAAA